Molecule: messenger RNA, 990 nt
Organism: Striga asiatica
Lineage: Eukaryota; Viridiplantae; Streptophyta; Magnoliopsida; Lamiales; Orobanchaceae
Source: the annotation of a GenBank genome assembly
AUGGACAGCUUGUUCUGCGACCCUGUAAAAUACACCCAACACAAGAAAAUCACCAAAACGGUCAUUAAACCCUCCAAACAGAGCCUCGAUAAACCAAAUCCCCAAGAACACCGGAAUUUCCGAAAUCUCGAAGAGGCCCCUAAAAUAAUCCGUAUUUCCGUCACAGACCCCUACGCCACCGACUCUUCCGACGACGAGGGGAUUUUCCGCCGGCGGCGCGUCAAGAAAUACAUCAGAGAAAUCAGAAUGGACGCCGGCAACUGCACCAACGGCAGGAAACGGACCGCACAGAGCAUCCACCCACAACCCAAUCCUGCAGGGGCGGCGGAGAACGGCGGGGAGAGGAAGUUCCGCGGAGUCCGGCGGCGGCCGUGGGGCAAGUGGGCGGCCGAGAUCCGGGACCCCUGCAAAAAGGUGCGGCUAUGGCUGGGCACCUACGACACGGCGGAGGAGGCCGCCAUGGUAUACGACAGCGCCGCCAUUAAGCUCCGCGGCCCAGACGCCCUCACCAAUUUCUCCAUCCCGCCGUCGUUUUCCGGCUCCGGCUACGAUUCCGGCGAGGAGUCCCACAACCUCCCCUCGCCCACCUCCGUGCUCCGGUUCAGGAGCGUGGGUCAGGAGCCGAGCCCGUCAGUCCCGGUCCGGGAUAAUGAGGUGAACCGGCCGGUCUGUUUUCCCGAACCGGUUCAGCCAAUGAAGGAGUGUCGAGGGGAAACAAACGUGGUGCCCGAAUAUUCUAAUGACUACUUGCCCAUGGACUUGCCAUUCUUGGAUUCUUUCUUCAAUUUUCAACCGCAGGAUCAAAAGUUGUUUGAUGACGUGCCGAGCUUGGAAGAGUCCGAUGAGUUUGCAAAGUGGGCCGAUCACUUUCCGGCUUUGGAAUACAAUUUUGGGGAGAUUGAGGAUUCGUUUCAAGAUCUCGAGGGGGUCAACGUCGAUGACUACUUUCAAGACGAUGUUGCUAGCGGAGAUGGGCUCUUAGUCCUAUGA